Messenger RNA from Oncorhynchus mykiss (rainbow trout), 10419 nucleotides. The record is from RefSeq and is a predicted model, not a curated record. NCBI's taxonomy places the organism in Eukaryota, Metazoa, Chordata, Actinopteri, Salmoniformes, Salmonidae.
CUUCCUCUUUUCUGCGCACAGAAGUAGGAGGGGCUUGAUACGGUGGAGGCAGGACUGCUGCUGCACAGUGUGUGUGUGUGUACAUCCAAUUCAGCUCGAACGCACUAACGAGUGACAGAUUUCAGCUGUAAAAACCUGCUUAAAUCCUUGGCCAUUUUAUGAUUCAGCAAUAAGGUGUGUAGGUUGGUGACACCAAUAAAUACAUCACCAGUGAAAAUGGUGGCCCUGUCACUCAAGAUAUGUGUCCGUCAGUGCAAUGUGGUGAAGACCAUGCAGUUUGAGCCCUCCACUCCUGUGUAUGACGCCUGCAGGAUCAUCAGGGAGAGGGUUCCGGAAGCCCAGACUGGCCAAGCCUCUGAUUACGGCCUGUUUCUCUCUGAUGAUGAUCCCAGAAAAGGAAUCUGGUUGGAGUCUGGUAGAACUCUGGAUUACUACAUGCUCCGGAACGGGGAUGUCUUGGAGUACAAGAAGAAACAGAGGCCCCAGAAGAUCAAGAUGCUGGACGGGGCAGUUAAAACUAUCAUGGUGGAUGACUCUAAAACUGUGGGAGAGUUACUUGUUACCAUAUGCAGUAGAAUAGGAAUCACCAACUACGAGGAGUACUCCCUGCUCCAGGAGGGGUUGGAGGAGAAGAAGGAGGACGGUCAUGGGACAGGCACCCUGAAGAAGGACAGGACUCUGCUCCGAGACGAGAGGAAGAUGGAAAAGCUCAAAGCCAAACUCCACACAGACGAUGACUUGAACUGGCUGGACCACAGCCGGACGUUCAGAGAGCAGGGGGUGGAGGAGAGUGAGAUGCUGCUGCUCAGACGCAAGUUCUUCUACUCCGACCAGAAUGUGGACUCAAGAGACCCUGUCCAGCUCAACCUUCUCUAUGUACAGGCCAGAGAUGACAUACUGAACGGCUCCCAUCCUGUUUCGUUUGAUAAAGCCUGUGAGUUUGCUGGAAUUCAGGCUCAGAUCCAGUUUGGACCCCAUGUCGAACACAAACACAAGCCUGGAUUCCUAGACCUGAAGGAGUUUCUACCCAAAGAGUACAUCAAGCAGAGAGGGUCGGAGAAGAAAAUAUUUGUGGAUCACAAAACCUGCGGAGAAAUGACGGAGAUUGAGUCUAAAGUGAAGUAUGCGAAACUAGCAAGGUCCCUUCCGACAUAUGGGGUCUCCUUCUUCCUGGUGAAGGAAAAGAUGAAAAGCAAGAAUAAGCUGGUCCCUCGGUUACUGGGGAUAACCAAGGAGUCGGUGAUGCGGGUAGAAGAGAAGACUAAAGACGUGGUUCAGGAGUGGCCCCUAACCACGGUGAAGAGAUGGGCUGCUUCUCCCAAGAGCUUCACCCUGGACUUUGGGGAGUACCAGGAGAGUUACUACUCUGUUCAGACCACAGAGGGGGAACAGAUCUCUCAGCUAAUUGCAGGAUACAUCGACAUCAUCCUCAAAAAGAAGCAGAGUAAGGAUCGUUUUGGCUUGGAGGGAGAUGAGGAGUCCACCAUGCUGGAGGAGUCAGUCUCUCCAAAGAAGUCCACCAUCCUACAGCAGCAGUUCAACAGGGUGGGUCGUGUGGAGCAUGGUUCGGUAGCACUGCCAGGUAUCAUCCGCUCUGGGUCCAUCGGCUGCCCUGACAACACCUUCAACAUGGGCACCAUGCCCUCUGCCCAGCAGCAGAUCACCACAGGGCAGAUGCACAGAGGACACAUGCCCCCACUGAACUUGGCCCAGCAGGCCCUGAUGGGGACCAUUAACACCAGUAUGCAGGCGGUGCAGCAGGCCCAGGCUGAUCUGGGGGAGGUAGAUAACCUGCCACCACUGGGCCAGGACAUGGCAUCCAGAGUUUGGGUUCAGAACAAAGUGGAUGAGUCCAAACAUGAAAUCCACUCUCAAGUAGAUGCCAUAACCGCCGGAACGGCGUCUGUGGUCAAUCUUACAGCAGGUGACCCCACAGACACAGACUACACAGCGGUGGGUUGUGCUAUCACCACCAUCUCCUCCAACCUGACAGAGAUGUCUAGGGGGGUGAAGCUGCUGGCAGCGCUGGUGGAGGACCAGGUGGGCAGCGGGCAGAACCUGAUGGGAGCUGCCAGGACCCUGACAGGGGCCGUCUCUGACCUGCUCAGGUCUGUGGAGCCAGCGGCUGGAGAGCCCAGACAGACGGUGCUGACUGCAGCAGGAAGUAUAGGCCAGGCCAGCGGGGACCUGCUGCGUCACAUGGGGGAGGGCGAGACUGACGAGAGGUUUCAGGACAUUCUGAUGAGCCUGGCCAAAGCAGUGGCCAACGCAGCUGCCAUGAUGGUUCUCAAGGCCAAGAACGUGGCCCAGGUGGCAGAGGACACGGUGCUACAGAACCGAGUGAUUGCAGCUGCUACUCGGUGUGCCCUGUCCACUUCACAGUUGGUGGCCUGCACCAAGGUGGUGAGCCCCACCAUCAGUUCCCCGGUGUGCCAGGAGCAGCUGGUUGAGGCAGGGAAGCUGGUGGAUCGCUCGGUGGAGAACUGUGUCGAGGCCUGUCUGGCGGCCACAGACGAAGGUGAGCUGCUGAAGCAGGUGGGUGCCGCGGCCAACACAGUGAGCCAGGCACUCAGUGACCUGCUGCAGCACGUACGCCACUAUGCCAGCUGUGGUGAGCCCAUCGGACGUUACGACCAGGCCACAGACACCAUCAUGACCGUCACUGAGAGCAUCUUCACCUCCAUGGGUGACGCAGGGGAGAUGGUGCGUCAGGCCAGGGUGCUGGCUCAGGCCACGUCGGACCUUGUCAAUGCCAUGAGGUCAGACGCUGAGGCUGAGGUUGACGUGGACAACUCUAAGAAGCUGCUAGCAGCAGCUAAACUCCUGGCUGAUGCCACGGCCAGGAUGGUAGAAGCUGCUAAGGGGGCUGCAGCGUACCCAGAAAAUGAGGACCAGCAGCAGAGGCUGAGAGAGGCUGCAGAGGGGUUACGCGUUGCCACGAACGCUGCAGCUCAAAACGCCAUCAAAAAGAAGCUGGUCAACAGGCUGGAGAUUGCUGCUAAGCAGGCUGCGGCUGCUGCUACUCAGACCAUCGCAGCUGCCCAGAACGCUGCUGCGUCCAAUAAGAACACUGCCUCUCAUCAACAACUAGUACACAGCUGCAAGGCAGUGGCAGACCACAUCCCUCAGCUGAUCCAGGGGAUGAGGAGUAACCAGGCCCAACCAGAGGAGCUCAGUUCCCAGCUAGCGCUCAUCAUGGCCAGCCAGAGCUUCCUACAGCCUGGCAGUAAGAUGGUGACGUCUGCAAAGUCAACCGUCCCCACAGUGACAGACCAGGCUGCAGCGAUGCAACUUGGCCAAUGUGCCAAGAACCUGGCCACCUGCCUAGCUGAGUUGCGGACAGCCACCCAAAAGGCCCAUGAAGCCUGUGGCCCACUGGAGAUAGACUAUGCCCUCAAUGCUGUCCAAACUCUGAGGAGUGAGCUUCAAGAUGCCAGGAUGGCUGCACACGAUGGGCAGCUCAAACCACUUCCUGGGGAAUCGCUAGAGAAGUGUGCCCAGGACCUGGGUAGUACCUCCAAGGCUGUUGGCUCCUCCAUGGCUCAGCUGCUGACCUGUGCUGCCCAGGGCAAUGAGCACUACACAGAUUUAACAUUCCAUCAGCAAUGGGCUCCAGUCGGCUGGAUAAUGCAAUUUGAUGCGAUUUGCUGCAUUCCCGCAUCUCUGCUUUGCGUAGCUGCCAGGGAGACGGCCCAGGCCUUGAGGACAUUGGCCCAGGCAGCCAGAGGUGUGGCGGCCAGCACCAAGGAACCCCAAUCUGCGGCGGCCAUGUUGGAUUCUGCCCAGUACGUCAUGGAGGGAUCUGCCAUGCUCAUCCAUGAGGCCCACCAGGCCCUGGUCUCCCCAGGCGACGCAGAGAGUCAGCAAAGGCUAGCACAGGUGGCCAGGGCAGUGUCCCACUCUCUGAAUAACUGUGUCAACUGCCUGCCUGGCCAGAAGGAUGUGGACAUGGCCCUGAGGAGCAUCGGAGAGGCCAGCAAGAAACUGCUGGUGGACACUCUCCCUACAUGCAGUAAGUCCUUCCAGGAGGCUCAGAGUGAGCUAAACCAUACUGCAGCUGAGCUCAACCACUCCGCAGGGGACGUGGUCCACUCCUCCCGGGGUACCAGCAGCCAGCUGGCCAUGGCUUCUGGGAAAUUUAGCGAGGACUUUGACGAGUUCUUGGACACUGGCAUUGAGAUGGCCGGACACACUCAAUGCCAAGAGGACCAAAUCGAAGUGAUUGGCAACCUGAAGAACAUCUCCAUGGCAUCCAGCAAGCUCCUUCUGGCAGCCAAGUCCCUGUCAGUGGAUCCUGGAGCAGCUAACGCCAAGAACCUGUUAGCUGCUGCUGCAAGAACGGUGACAGAGAGUAUUAACCAGCUCAUCACACUGUGUACCCAGCAGGCACCGGGCCAGAAGGAGUGUGACAACGCUCUAAGAGAACUGGAGGCUGUGAGAGGAUUGCUGGACAACCCCAGUGAGCCUGUCAGUGAGCUCUCCUACUUUGACUGCAUCGAGAGUGUCAUGGAGAACUCAAAGGUUCUUGGAGAGUCUAUGGCGGGGAUUUCCCAGCACUGUAAGACGGGUGAUGUGCCAGCUUUUGGGCAUUGCGUGGGAGUAGCGUCCAAGGCCCUGUGUGGGUUGACGGAGGCGGCUGGACAGGCAUCCUACCUGGUGGGUGUGUCUGAUCCAAACAGCCAAUCGGGUCAUGAGGGGCUGGUGGAUCCCAUCCAGUUUGCCCGGGCCAACCAAGCUAUUCAGAUGGCCUGUCAAAACCUGGUGGACCCUGCCAGCAGCCCUUCUCAGGUUCUGUCCGCAGCAACAAUUGUAGCCAAGCAUACCUCAGCUCUUUGCAAUGCCUGCCGCCUGGCCUCGUCCAAGACAUCCAACCCUGUGGCCAGGAGACACUUUGUUCAGUCUGCCAAAGAAGUUGCAAACACCACAGCCAACCUUGUCAAAACUAUAAAGGCCUUGGAUGGUAACUUCUCAGAGGAGAACAGAGACAGGUGCCGUGUUGCUACAACUCCACUCAUCGAGGCUGUAGAGAAUCUAUCCACGUUUGCCUCCAACCCAGAGUUUGCUAGUAUCCCUGCACAGAUCAGCAAUGAGGGCUCGGCAGCCCAGGAGCCCAUCGUGCGUUCAGCCCGCUCCAUGCUGGACAGCUCCACCCUGCUCCUGGAGACUGCCCGCUCACUCAUCAUCAACCCCAAAGACCCGCCCACCUGGUCCAUCCUGGCUGGGCACUCCCGCACUGUCUCCGACUCCAUCAAGAGCCUCAUCACCUCCAUCAGGGACAAGGCACCAGGGCAGAGGGAGUGUGACUACUCCAUUGAUAACAUCAACAAGUGUAUCCGGGACAUCGAGCAGGCUUCUCUAGCUGCUGUCGGACAGAGCCUACAGGGAUGCAGGGAUGACAUCUCUUUAGAAGCCUUGCAAGAACAGUUGACAUCGUCGGUGCAGGAGAUUGGACAUCUCAUCGAUCCCAUCAAUACUGCAGCCAGGGGUGAAGCUGCCCAGCUGGGACACAAGGUGACCCAGCUGGCCAGCUACUUUGAGCCACUGAUUGUGGCGUCUGUUGGCCUGGCUUCUAAGAUCAUGGACCAACAGCAGCAGAUGAACAUCUUGGACCAGACUAAGACCCUGUCAGAGUCUGCCCUGCAGAUGCUCUACGCAGCCAAGGAGGGAGGUGGAAAUCCUAAGGCAGCCCACACCCACGACGCCAUAGCAGAGGCUGUCCAGCUGAUGAAGGAGGCUGUGGACGACAUCAUGGUGACACUGAAUGAGGCGGCCAGCGAAGGCGGCAUGGUGGGAGGCAUGGUGGAGGCUAUUGCUGAGGCCAUGGGCAGGUUGAAUGAGGGCACUCCCCCUGAACCAGAAGGAUCCUUUGUGGAUUACCAGACCACCAUGGUGAAAUACUCCAAGGCCAUCGCCAUCACAACUCAGGAGAUGAUGACUAAGUCAGUGACAUGUCCAGAGGAGCUGGGUGGCCUGGCCUCUCAGGUGACUGUAGACUACAGCCAGUUAGCCCACCAAGGUCGCCUGGCAGCCGCCACCGCAGACCCAGAAGAGGUGGGCUUCCAGAUUAAGACGCGGGUCCAGGAGUUGGGCCAUGGAUGUAUCUACCUGGUUCAGAAGGCUGGGGCCCUGCAGAUGAGCCCCACUGACAGCUUCUCCAAGAGGGAGCUCAUCGAGUGUGCCCGUGGCGUCACUGAGAAGGUUUCCAUGGUGCUGUCUGCACUGCAGGCAGGUAACAAAGGCACUCAGGCCUGCAUCACAGCAGCCAGCACUGUCUCUGGCAUCAUCGCUGACCUGGACACCACCAUCAUGUUCGCCUCGGCCGGAACACUCAACCCUGAGAACGAAGAGUCCUUCGCAGACCACAGGGAGAGCAUCCUGAAGACAGCCAAGGCUCUGGUGGAGGACACUAAGCGGCUGGUGUCUGGGGCAGCAUCCAGUCAGGACAGAUUGGCCCAGGCCGCCCAGUCCUCAGCCAACACCAUCACCAUGCUCACUGAUGUGGUCAAACUGGGGGCCACCAGCAUGGGCUCUGACGACCCAGAGACUCAGGUGGUCCUCAUAAAUGCGGUGAGAGAUGUGGCCAAGGCUCUAGCUGAGCUCAUCGGUGCCACCAAGUGUGCUGCAGGCAAGCCAGCAGAUGACCCAUCCAUGUAUCAGCUGAAGAGUGCUGCCAAGGUGAUGGUGACCAAUGUGACGUCACUGCUGAAGACGGUCAAGGCUGUGGAGGAUGAGGCUACUCGCGGGACAAGGGCACUGGAGGCAACCAUUGAGUGCAUCAAACAGGAGUUGACAGUGUUCCAGUCCAAGGACGUCCCCGAGAAGUCGACCACGCCGGAAGAGUUUAUCCGCAUGACAAAGGGCAUCACCACAGCAACAGCCAAGGCUGUGGCAGCGGGCAACUCUGCCCAGCAGGAGCACGUCAUCGCCACAGCCAACCUGAGCCGCAAAGCCAUCUCUGAUAUGCUGACCACCUGCAAGCAAGCGGCCUGUCAUCCAGAGGUGAGUGAGGAGGUAAGGAGCAAGGCCCUGCACUACGGGUCAGAGUGCACCACUGGAUACAUCGACCUGCUGGAGCAAGUACUGCUGGUGAUUCAGAAGCCCACGGCUGACCAGAGGCAGCAGCUGGCGGUUCACUCCAAGUGUGUUGCGGGAUGUGUGACAGAGCUAAUUCAGACAGCUGAGGCCAUGAAGGAUGGGGGGUCAGAAUGGGUGGACCCCGAGGACCCCACUGUCAUCGCAGAGACUGAGCUGCUGGGUGCGGCAGCCUCCAUCGAAGCCGCAGCCAAGAAACUGGAGCAGCUGAAACCCAGAGCCAAGCCCAAGCAAGCUGAUGAGACGCUGGACUUUGAGGAGCAGAUCCUGGAGGCAGCGAAGUCCAUAGCUGCAGCCACUAGUGCUCUGGUGAAGUCUGCUUCUGCAGCUCAGAGAGAGCUGGUGGCGCAGGGCAAGGUGGGAUCCAUUCUUGCCAAUGCUGUGGAUGAUGGCCAGUGGUCACAUGGUCUCAUAUCUGCUGCGAGGAUGGUGGCGGCAGCGACCAGUAACCUGUGUGAGGCAGCCAAUGCCUCAGUCCAGGGCCACGCCAGUGAGGAGAAGCUCAUCUCCUCAGCCAAGCAAGUGGCAGCCUCCACAGCCCAGCUCCUAGUGGCCUGCAAGGUCAAAGCUCAACCGGACUCCGAGGCCAUGAGGAGACUACAGGCUGCUGGGAAUGCGGUCAAGCGGGCAUCAGACAACCUGGUGAAGGCGGCUCAGAAAGCAGCCUUUGACAAAGCUGAUGACCACAGUGUGGUGGUCAAGACCAGGUUCGUGGGUGGCAUUGCUCAGAUCAUUGCAGCUCAGGAGGAGAUGCUGAGGAAGGAGAGAGAGCUGGAGGAGGCCAGGAAGAAGCUGGCUCAGAUCAGACAGCAGCAGUACAAGUUCCUGCCCUCUGAACUGAGGGAGGAUGAGAGAUGAUUGGUCCAGAGGAAAGUUGAUGGACAUCAGAUUGUAACCUAUUGUUACACAGAGAUGUAGCUGACACCUGUGAUUGGCUGUUUCUCUCUCACUUACGGGUGGAGUGUAUAACGUACUUGGGCCAGGCCUGUUUUAUGAGAGGAACUAGUGCCUGUGUUCAGAUGCGUGCGUGUGUGUGUGGAUGUGUGUGUUUCACAGAGGAUGAUAUUCACAGUAUGACAUAUAAGGACCAGCUGGAUACAGCUGUACUGUAUUAGCGGGGUUAGGACCUGCAAUCUGAAGAUUGAGAUGGAUUAUCUUACUGAUUUUAUGGUAGGAUACAUGAAUAAGGACAUCAAAGUUAAAUGAACAUUAUUGGACCCAAUAAUGGCAAAUAAUAUUAAUACUUUCAGCUUUCAUGGAUACAUCUCUAAAUCUGUUGAAGGUAGUUUAAAACAUGUAAAAUAAAAAUGGGUAGCUCACUCCAACUGGCACAGCUGACAUAGGGAUCUAUAGCUUAAGUUCCUCAGACAGCAUUCUAAGUGUUGGUCGAAGUAUUGCUGUACUCCAAUGCUUCAUUUCAUCAUUGGCCUGCAUGCACCAUUAUAACUAAAACACAUCAAUAAAGCUACUAACCAAUAGUGUAGCUUAUAAUUGGGCAUUUGUAAUAUGUUAGUAUAUGAAUGUGAGCUUUGGAUUUGCUGUUGAAUAGGUAAAUGUUUGAAUUUUAUAUACUGUAUUUAAUGUGAUAGAACUUCAUCUUCACACUAAAAUCAUAGUGUCAGUGGGUCUGGUCUGAGUGGAUAGUAAAGCCAACAGCAGACGCUAGUACAUCUUACAGCAUCAUAAUACCUUUUACAGUAAUAAUUCUCCAAGUAAUAAUUAUCAAUGGUGUGUGAGUAAGGUGAUCACUGCCUCCUUCCUUUGGACAUUCAGCUGUCACUCAUAUUUAAGGAGCAUAAUGCAGUCACGUGCAGAGGGUCAUUAAGGGGCUAAAUCUUGGGGUCUAUGUGCGAUCCUAUCUGUAAUGCUUGUCAGACUAGUAUUCUCUCCCCCCACCCCUCACACUUUUUCUGGGCUGCCUGCUGCAGGCACGAGGAGGCUCAGUUUACAUUCUUUGUCAUGUUUGUUCUCUCUUGUCUCUGUUUUAAUUCCAGUCUAAUUGACAGUAGCCAGAGUUGGUAGUUCCACCAUACACACGCAACAGCAAAGCUAUGCUCCGUUUGGCCAUGCCCUUUCCAGCUGAUGGUGUUUAUACUUAUUACAGAUUCCAUUGAAUUUGGAAGAUGAGCUUCUUCUUGUGUUCAUGUUCUUAUUGUUACUCUCGGCUAUGAUCAUAGCAAUACAUUAACACUCAAUAUACUAUAUCAGAUUGAUGAGAGUGCAGCACUGAUUGGAAUUGUUUAUGCAGCUGUGUAUGGUGUUUUUACUCUUAAACAGCACUGAGAUGGCUGGUAUAACCUUAUGCACUGAGCAGCGCAAGCAAUGCCUUCCAUGUUCAACCCUUCAGGAUUACUACUAAUGCUCUUGUCAAAUGUAACACGUGAUGAAACUAUAUACAGUCCAGUCCUGACUAGGAAACUAGUUAAUUUAUGUUAUUACAGUAUUGGUGUAGUAUAAGGUCAUUAGUAUUGCUUCCACUCCACCACCUCAACCCCUUGUUGUCAGUCUCUGGUCUGCAUUGUGUACUAGUGCCUUAAUUGAUUCUGCUGUACCAACAGCUCAAGGCUGUAUCUAAGCCUCAUCCUUCUGGAUGAGAACAUGUCUCUACCAGCCUUUCGCAAACUCGGUCCUCGGACCCCAAGUGGUGCUGCUACACAGCUGAUUCAAAGCUUGAUGAUUAGUAGAUUUUUUUUGAAUCAGCUGUGUAAUCCUAGGGUAAAAACCCAAAUGUACACCCCUUGAGGUCCUGAGGACCGUGUUUGGGAAACCCUGCUAGUCUAGUCUAACCAUAACUCUCUAGGUCUUCAACUACCACUUAGUCCUAUGCCAUAACACAAUGUAUUGCCUUGGCUGGUAGCCCAUCUGCCUGCCGUAAACCCUGCUGGUAUAUAAAGUGCAUCCAUGGGUCGUUUAGGUUUUAGACUAUAUACGAAAAUUAACACACCACUGCAUUCCAUGAGCAUGUGGCAAGUUAUUGAACUCUUAAAGAUGGGAAUUUGCUCUGCCUUGAUAUUCAUUCAACAUACAAGUAAUCCUUAUAAAUAGGACUAAUGAACUUCCUUGUUUAAUUGUUAAACCACUAUAAAUUAGUUUUUAUUGAUAAAUGUAAUGACUAUCCUGAGAUAAUGUAUAUUGUCUAAGCAAUUUGUCUAUAAGCAUUAAUUGAAAUAGGAAAAAAGACUAGCUGUUAUUCAAAUGUAGGUGUUGUGCUUUCUUUAACUGAAUUUGUUUGAAAAGUUCAAAUGAACUGAUACUCUAUGUAUAAUAUUUAUCUGGUCACAAAUGUAUUUUUUAUAUUCACUGAAAAUAAAGAGUUUGAAACAAGCA